AAUACAAAAUUCAUUGUUUUACUCCUUUACAAUUCCAGACUUCUACGGACUAAUAAGUGUCAGAUCAUGCAGGUGCUACAGUAAGUUGUAUAGAGGAAAGAAAGCAGUUCAAGUCCUUCAGUGAUCAUGCUGGAUUUUAAUAGGAACUUUCUCAUUCGAAAAUUAUCGAUGGCAAUUUCCUUUGUCACGUUCGCUUUCCUGAAAACUUCGACCGCGAGCAGUGUUCCUUCUCCGAUCCAGUUUCCUCCAAUCAUUGGUAUCUCUCAAAAUGAACAGUUUCCUACGGGGCAUCUUCAACCUUUGGGCUAUCAGCGUGUUCCUGAUGGACCCGUCAAAGAGUACUUUGACGUUCUUCGAGGUGAUUUGUUUUGGGAGAAACAUGUUGGUAAAGGCAUUCCAUUGGUGUUUCGACAGGGAAUCGGCGAAUCACCCGCUUUAUUUACGUGGACGGAUCAUUAUUUAAAAGACAAAUAUGGAGACCUAGAUGUCCUCAUUGAGUUAAAACAAGAAAAUCGUUCUCAUCCUCCUCGAAGGAUGACUAUUGCGGAGUUUCUCUCUCGGUACAAGGAAGAAGAUAUGUAUAUUGUUACAGUUUUGCCUGAUCCGAUGAGACGAGAUGUUCAGGUAAGGUAACCAAGCAGAAGUAGAGGUAAACAAAAAUGUUGGUUUAAAGAAGUUCACAGGUUGUUAACUAUCUAUUGUUUGCUUCUCGCGCCCUUGAUGGUAAGGAAAUUAAUCUUUUUAUUGCUCUAACGGAGUCGAUUACGUGUAAAUCUGAAAAUUUAUAUUGGAUGAAAAACCGUCCAUCCGGUAUUCUACCGAAAGUGCAGUUCAAAAAAAGUAUACAAAAGAUUCAAAAGACACUACUUCAAGUUAUAGAUAGUUCAUGUGUUUGUUGAAGUGAUCGGUCCAAUUAGGUUAUUGUUGGUUAAAUUUUAAUUCCUGAAAGAUCUAACUGCACGUUAAAUAUAACUGUUGCACGCUUCCUGGUAAAUUCGGUCUGAGAAUUUGGUCUGAUAUUAAUUUAAGAAAAUACCCAGCUGAUAACGUUGUCCAUUGCUCCUUACUUGCUUAGUGAUGAAUUGAUCUAACCUUUUAACUCCCAGAAGUGAAUAACCUAAAACUUCUCUUGACAAUAUCCAUACACUUCAGCAAACAGGUAAAGAGAAUAUUCAAACUUAUCAGGUAGAAGCUGCUAUCUUGAUCUGGAACCAAGUUCUCAUAACUAAUUUAUAAGGAAAUGUGUAGCAGUUAGAGGGGAGAAUUAACAAUUAGAUCUUGGGAGUUAAAGGGUUAACUCAAGUUAUUGUAGAAGUUACUUGUUACCCACCUCUACCAGGGGAUUUAUUGAUUAAGUUACAAGGAAGUAUUUAUAAAAGAAUUUAACAAACUUUCAAACAUUGAUAAUAAAAAAUGUAUUGUAUUUCCUCAAACAAGCUCUUAGAUGCUUUUUUACAUUUUCAGCUUAAAGGAGGGGCACUUAUUUGAGGGAAGGAACUUAAUCAAGGGAGCACUUAUUAUACUCCUCGACGGAUUCCACUCUAGUUGGAGCUUAAAACGUUUUGAAUAAAGUGGCAAUGGAAACAGGUUUUCCUAGUAUCCCUACUAUGUAAGAAACUAAGGGAAGAGGGGGGCACUUAUUCGAGAGGGGUUCUUUUUUGACAUUAUUGCCUCAUGGGGAGGGCACUUUUUCAGGGCAGGGUACUUAUUAGGGUGUAGCGCUUAUUCAAGAAAAAAAAAGUAUAUAUAUUAUAUUGUCAGCUUAUAUUUCUCUAAAACUUCCUUGAACUCAGGUUCCAACCUGUUUGCUUUGUGGCACAUUUCUUGAUUAUGUCCAUGAAACCAAUUUCUGGAUGAGUUCAGGAGGAACGCGAUCAGUCAUUCAUUAUGAUGCAGAUCAUAACUUGCAUUGCUUGGUAACUGGGCGCAAGGAUUUUAUCAUGAUGGAGAAAAAAUACUAUACAGACUUGUACUUCCUAGAGAAGGUAAAUAUAUAAAUAAAAACUUAGAGAAAUGGUAGAGUUUAAAAUGUUGUUUUACACUUUGUAUUCAUUUUAGUCCAAAAGAGUAGAAAAAGGUGGUUAUUUUUUUCAGGGCUUCUUUAAUUUUCCACCAUAUACUCAAAGUGUUUUUCUAUAACUUUCAGAAUCAACAUUCAGGAUCAGGGUUUUCAGAAAUUGACCCAAACAGGAUUAACUUGUUUGAACAUCCUAAUGUGGCUAAUGUACCAUGGACCUAUGCAACACUCUCGCCAGGGGACUGUAUUUACAUUCCAGCAGGUAAAGCCAUUAGGUUGGGUGUCAAGGGUUACCAAUUACUGCAGGAAGUUUGAUUUCUGUGCAUGAAGGAACUAUCCCAUAGUACUGUAUUUUACUUAUUAUACAGGGGGUAAGUUGCUGAAGAAACCGUGAUGCUGCAUUACUGAGGGAGUCUAAUGAGAUAAUUUUGGUUUUAUCAGCUGAGUUGAUGCUGAAAAUUGGUGUAGAGUUUCAAAGCUGAUGUGUUGAGCAUUAGUCUGUCAUCUGAGUGAAGGGUUAAUGCUCUGACAUAUGGCUAAUGUUUGAAAUGUCAGCUAUGAAACUCUCUACUGUGACCAAUGUACUUUAACAACUUAGUUGAUAAAAUCAAAAUUAUCUUGUCAUGUCAUCAUAGGCCUCCCUCAAACCAUGACCACCCUUAGCUUGCCUAAACUUGGUAAAAGGACCAUACAAAAUUAUCAAUAACUAUCUUCCAGUUAGAAGGAUGAAGCAUAAACUCAAGGUUUACAAGAAAAUAAAAAAACAAAAGUGCCACUGACACAAAUCAGUAAUGUAAACCAUCCUUAGAAAUUUUAAUUUAAAAAAAUGGGACAGUGAGUGAAACUCUAAACAAGCUUCUGUGCUGCAUAAUAAUCAUUUAUAUACACAUGUGGUUUGUGUAGAACAACCUCUUAGCACUUGAAAAUUAUUACCAACUCGCUUUUUAAGAUUUAACUACAUCUUCUUUUUUUCUUUCCUUCUUUUUAAAUGAGUGAUUUGUUACACUUAUUGCAUGGUAAUAUUUUGAUAAAUAUUAAUGAGCACUCAUUUAAAAUCUGUAUUUUGCAAUUUCAUUCCCAGUAUAUACUUGCAAAAAAAUUAGGAACCAUACAUACCUAAUUCUUUUCAACUUUUUUCUCUUUAGAAUACAUACAUCAGGUGCGGUCAUAUAACAGAACCAUCUCAGCAACAAUUCUCUUCACAUCAGGACCCCUGGUGGGGGCACCUUUUGAACCCAAAGGUUGUGACAGAGAACAUUUUGAAUACACACCACUUAGUGAGUUGAAAGUACACUGGACAUAUAAAAAGGGAGACAGGCUUAUUGAAAUGGGUUACAUGAACGUGGAGGUUCUGCGUUAUAGCAUACUAGCAACCAUGAAGGAAAGAAAUGAAGAUGUUUUAACAAAAUAUACAUUUCUUGAUCUAUGGCAGCAACAAGAAGACAGGGAAGGGGACCAUGAUAAAGACAAACUAAGUGAAGAACCUUUUAAAAUUUUUCAUCAGCUUUUGGAUACUGAGAGAAAAGGAUUCUUGACAAAACAGGACAUAUUAACUAUUACACAUGAAAAUCUUAAGAAAGUGGCCCGUUUACUUGAUCCUCCUCAUGGGCCUGUGGUAAAAGAGGAAGAAGAAAACAGCUUAAAUGAAGACACAGGAUCACACGAGGAACUUUAAUUGAUGUUGUUAAAUUAUCUAACUGUAAGUUAACAAAGAGAGUCAUGAGAAACAGAUAAUCUAGCUUCUGCUUCAACUGUCAGUCUCUUCAGAUGUAAAAUAUUCUAUAUACAGACUGCGCAAUAAGAUUUCUGUGCCCAGUGGGUACUACCCAGCCUUAAGCUAUUGUUAUUUCAUACAGUCCAUGCUUUCACUGAGUAAAAGCUUAAUUCCACCUCCUUAUGCUUACUCAUCC
Messenger RNA from Pocillopora meandrina, 3927 nucleotides. The record is from the annotation of a GenBank genome assembly. Lineage: Eukaryota; Metazoa; Cnidaria; Anthozoa; Scleractinia; Pocilloporidae.